Molecule: messenger RNA, 1247 nt
Organism: Guyanagaster necrorhizus
Lineage: Eukaryota; Fungi; Basidiomycota; Agaricomycetes; Agaricales; Physalacriaceae
Exons: 3
Coding region: 40-1173 (377 amino acids)
Source: RefSeq, a predicted model, not a curated record
CAUAACCGACAACAUAGCCACUCUCUUUUCUGACGUGCCAUGGCUGAUCCUCUCCCUCCGCCUGCUUGCUUGGCCAUGGACGACUAUCAUGCUGUUGACGCUGCAAGGAAACGCUUUGUCAAAAAGUCGUGCUUUCCCAUCAUUUCUUCUGUACCUAACCUGCGUCAUUUCUUUUCAUCGCACAAGCUACGGUCGCGAGAGCAAGCUGAGGAGCACGAGGAGCAAACCGAUGAACGACAAGAGAGCCAGUUCGAGGAGCCUGAGGAUGUCGCCUCCUCCGCCAUCGACCCCGACACCCAGGUCGAAAUAGGUCUCCCAGUAUUUGGGGUCGAUGCUGACGAUACCCAGACCAAGUUUAGAUGGGCUGUCCUGUACGAGAAUCAAAGGGGCUAUACACUAUUCUCUCUUCCGUUCUAUUCUCGACGGUCUCUCCUUCCCAGAGAUCCCUAUCCCUUCACAGCUCCUUCAACCUCUAACAAACGAAGUGAACAACCAAACUAUUCACUAACACAAUAUCCACUACCAGACGGAAAUUGGCAAUGGGUGUCAAAGCAAUGGAUGGUUGACAUGCAGUCGGAUUCAGGCCAGGUGCAGUAUGACGGGUUUGAAUACAACUGGAUGUUCCGGAAGAAGCAUUGGACGGCGGAGGUCGGUGGCUUCGUGCGACGACGUCGUUGGAUCAGACUGAUGAAGCGUCCCGCGAAAACGGCCAAGAAGAAUAUUGAGGACGAUGUUGACAAUGGGAAUACAACGGCCUGGUCAUCGAGACCAGAGGGAUCGACACUGCAAUCGGCCUCCGUGUCAUCGAACCUUUCAGAUGAGCUGCUCGAAGGGAAGGCUGAUGAACUAUGGCUGAAGCAUGACCUGCAUGCUCGCUGGGUUGAGUAUUGCAAGCUGAUGAAGAUGGCUGGUCGCGACGCGAAGAAGCUGGAGUUGUGGAAACGGUGGCUUGCUCUGAAGGAUCCGAAUAAGAUACCUGUUCAUGAAGAUAUUUCCAAUCUAUUGGCAGUAUAUGGCGACGAUAUCCGCAACUCUUUUGUCUAUCCUGACUCUCGUGCGCAGUUCAUGAGCAUGCUGAGAGAUGCUGGAAUGCUGGAGUCACUUUUUUCCAACGCUGGGAUACAGUCUGCACAUAGCUUGGUUGAUUUUUGGAGUUAUGAACACGGUAAAUAAGUUAAGACGUUAAUUAUAAUAGAAUAUCACAUGUAUCCGCUAGUGCUUUCCAUGAUGUCGUUCGCGCUUUGCGC